AUGUCAGACUUCCUGCUCACCUGCCUCUGGUGUUUCUGUAAUGAUAGGUUUGAAAAACUUGGCUGGAAAUGUUGCCUAUCACUGCUUUUUGUGUUGUGUUGUUUCUCUCUGAAGGUGAAGACAAAUAAGAGGCCAGUGGGUCAUCAUGACCACUGUGACAAGUGUUACAACGUCCACUGUCAGGUCCCAGUGCAGUCCUCUGUGUCGUGCAUGGUUAUCAAGUGUCGUAAAAACUGCGGUGCCACCCUCCAUAUGUGCAAACAAGAGGAGCACCAGCUUCUCUGCCCGAAUGAGACGGUCCCUUGCAUUAACGUUAACAAUGGCUGUCCCCUCACAAUGCUGCGCCACAGGUUGGCCAAACACCUAGAGGUCUGUCCGGCCAGCGUGGUCUGCUGCUCUCAGGAGUGGAACCGCUGGCCUGUCGCAGAAACCGAUCCGACCUUUUACAGAAAUGUUUCUGAAAACCCCCUGGCAAACACAGAGCUCAACCUCGAUGUUGCUUUGGCUCUCAGGGACCAGGAGCUGCUGUUUCAAUCCAUCAAAAUGAAGAACAUCUUUCCCGAACUGAUGGCAGAGGAGGAUCCUGGCCUUCAGAGUGUCUCUGCUGGGGUCAACGGCCCUGCAGAGGAGGCAUCCUGUUCUUUAGAUUGCGGUGAACUCACAGAAAAUGAUUGGGCGAAGACUGAAGUAAAAGAAAUGAGUCAAGAGGAGAGAGACACUUUGGCGAAGAGCAGGGAUGUGACGAGUAUUGAAAAUUACAACUCCUGGGAGAAAAUAUUCAACAAAGAGAAGGAGGGAUGCAAGGAAACUGUCAAAAACCUGAAUAAGGGGGAGAAAGAAAAAGAGCAAGAAUCAUCAAACAGUCAGGGAGAGACAAGAGACUCACACCAGGGUGAAAAAAGUGCUGCUGCUGCCAGAAGCACGGAUGGUGCAACCGGCCUUGCUCCGUGGCAAGACGGGGUACUUGAAAGGUUAGGCAAAGAAGUCAACAUUUCAGAGUAUAAUAUGUACCUGGUGCACAACGGGGCCAUGUUGAUUAACUUUGGCCAACUUGCUGCUUGCACACCGAGAGAAAGGGAUUUUGUAUAUGGGAAUCUGGAGCCCAUCGAGGUGAAGACAAUCCGCUCAUUUAAUGUUCCAACGAGCUACCGAGCAAAGCGCUGUCACCUUAAAGACCCCGCACAGAGGGCCAAGACCACACACAAGAGUGUUGACACUGCAGAUUUGGGAGUGUCAGUUGAGGAUCUUCCAAAGUGUGAGGAGAUUAACGCAACGCUUCUGUGCUCCCUGGAAAAGGAACUGAAGGGACAUUUAAUCUCAGAGAGCACAUCGACAGAUGGUCUUUAUGUGGAUGUAGGGACACAAACGUACAGCUUUUCAUCUGCACCGUUCAAAACAAAUGCAUCCCUUGCAGAGGUCAUCGCAGAUAAACCCCAUGGCGUUUAUAUGCACGUUGAGUCGGAGUCAGUCACCAGGAGGCACAAUAAAACCAGUUCAGCCUUCACCUACAUCUGUGGCCACUUCUUUCGGCGCAACGAAUACCGCCAUCAUUUCAGGAAUGUGCACUGUGACAUACAGGCCUCUCUAAACGGCUGGUUCCAGCAGCGCUGCCCCUUAGCGUACCUCGGCUGCACUUUCACCCAGAUGAGGUUUUACCCUGCAGGUCAAAGAGCUACAAUAAAAUUCUGCCAAGAUGUCAGCACCUUUGCUCUCCAGCCACAAGUCCCUUCUUCUCUCUGUGAAGGCGGGAAAAACUUAAGCCCUCAGAGAAAUGGUAUAUGUAAUGUGGAUCCCCUCAGCAGGCUCCCUCUGGAGAUCCUGCAGCAUAUUGCUGGUUACCUCGAUGGUUUUACACUGUCUCAGCUGUCCCAGGUUUCCCAUCUGAUGAGAGAGGUGUGUGCUACGUUGCUGCCAGAGAGAGGGAUGGUCUCCCUCAAGUGGGAGAAAAAGACAUAUUCCACCGGAGCAAGUUCCUGGAGAUACAGAAAGAAAGUUUGGAAAUUCAGCCCUGUGUUUUCUUCCGUGGACAGAUGGAGCUUCGGAGAUGCUCCUUCCAUGUCAGAUCACCUGCAAAGCUGCUCCUUCUACCAGAGACAUGAGCGCAGGGAGCCGGUGGCUUUAGCCUGCCUGGGAGAGGUCAGAGGCAAACAUGGUGAACUAAAACACAAAAGAUAACACUUAUGUCCCAGAGCACAGCGGGUGGACUGCAGCAGGAGAAAAUGCCGUGUUUAGAAUCACUGACGUGAAAUGUAUGCAACCACAAAACUGAAAAGUGGAUAAAGCCUACGCAUGUAAAGCUGUUGUAUAAAAAAAGAUGGAUUUUCAGAGCUGCUCUGUGUUGAAGCCCUGCAGAUAGAUAGUAUAUAUGUGAAAACAUUUACUUUGGCAUAAACUGCAAUUUUGAUGUGAUUUAUUCAGUCUUGUCCUCAAAUCACUUUCCUCUUGUACAGGCAAAACCCUUCAAGAUGCAUUUACUUAUGCAGAAAAUGAAAUAAUCUCACUGAAUUUCCAGUUUUACUGAUGUGUUGUUUGAGAGACGUCCUCCUCAGCUGUGAUAUCAGAUGAACUGUGUUUGGCAUACUGAGCUGAAUGGUGUUGUUUGUUCCAUCUCAUUUCAUUCUUGUGGUAAAAAAAAAAAACAUCAUUUGAAAGAAAUAACGGCCACUGCUGCUGACAGUUUCAGCAUGACAAGACUGACAUCUACUGGAAAAAAGCUGAAGUACCUCAUCCAUCCGGAGUGACGCCACAUCACACAAAUAUUAAUUUAAUAUCUGAAUACUGAACAUGAAAUCACAUGUCCUGUCUGUCAUAUUUGAUUAAAC
Molecule: messenger RNA, 2822 nt
Organism: Acanthochromis polyacanthus (spiny chromis)
Lineage: Eukaryota; Metazoa; Chordata; Actinopteri; Pomacentridae
Product: F-box only protein 40
Exons: 4
Coding region: 1-2175 (724 amino acids)
Cellular component (GO): cytoplasm
Molecular function (GO): zinc ion binding; ubiquitin protein ligase activity; protein binding
Source: RefSeq, a predicted model, not a curated record